CUUGCUUGGAUUGGUUAUUAUUACUUAAUGUAAGCGCGUUAUCAAAAUCGCACACGUAAAAACGCUUGUAUAAAAGAGAGUUUUUAUUUCAUGAUUUGGCGGAACAAAAAUAAAUAAAUUUGAAAGACUCGGAUAAACUAUCCUAAUUGGCAAAGAGAUGUUAAAGACAUACGUAACUUCAGUGGUUUUGGUUAUAGCUUUGGGAUUGACGACAAUCACCUCUGCUAGAUAUUUACAGGAUACAGACGACAGAGAUAAACGACAAAUUGGUGACUUACGCACAGCCGAGUAUCUUGCUCGUAUCACGCUUGAUAAAAACAAAUUGCUACGCUAUCUUCAAAUGCCAUCACAUUGCGCUGAUAUUGCUUGCGGUCUAGUUGACGUUUUUGAAAGUAUGGUGAAGCGGACAAUGUCGGAUCAGAGGAUCGCCGAAAUCCAGGCUCUUAUUGCCCUCAACAGAGGCCUAGGUGUACCAGUAGGUCACGGACUAUUUGACCCGAAUUAUAUCGGCAAGCGCAAGAAAAGAUCUCUGGACUCGGUGUUUAAUGGCCUAAGUGAUGAGCAGAAAUACAGAUUAUCAAACAUUUUACUUUCUUCUGCAAGAGAUGACCAAUAUUCAUAACGACGGGGUCUUAGAGAUUCAACGGCGUUCGUCUCCGUCCUGUCAUAAACUACAUUUUUAAGAAAAUUCACUAAAAACUCUAAAACAAGUUCUGACAAUUAUUUUGAGAUCAUGUGACCUGGAGCUGACAAUAAUGUACGUGUUCUUAGACGACAAUCAACAAUAUCGACACAGCUAUGAUCAUAGAAGAGCUACACUUUCAUCAAUGCAAUAUAAUUUAAAGAAACUCUAUGAUGGAUAAAACAUCUCUUAACGAAAUGUACAUGUAUGUUAAAAGAAGAGCUAAGGGGACAAACAUUGACAAGACCAAAAAUCAAAUUAGAUUGUGAAUGCUUCACAAAAAUGUCAAUUUAAUUAUAUCGAUGUAUAUUUUUAUCUUAUUAUUAUUUAAUACCAUGUAAUCGCUUUAUCUUAAAUUAUUUAUUACUUUUAUGGUAUAUCUGAAUUUUGGAAUAGUGUGAAGACAACAGUAAAAUAAACAAAUUGAAAAAAA
Messenger RNA from Ruditapes philippinarum (Manila clam), 1115 nucleotides. RefSeq lists its product as uncharacterized. Lineage: Eukaryota; Metazoa; Mollusca; Bivalvia; Venerida; Veneridae. The transcript is spliced from 6 exons. The record is from RefSeq and is a predicted model, not a curated record. The coding region runs from base 158 to 622 and encodes 154 amino acids.